UUAUGUUAUCUAAUUGAAGGUUAAGUAUUGUUGUUGUUUUGGAAAAAAGUGUUAUAAGUAAAAAUUUUACUUGUUUUGAAAUAAAAUUAUAAGUAGAAUACAUGCGAAUAUUAAACAGAAAUAUUAUCUCCUGAAAUACUUUUAGUUAACCCAAUAAUAAAUUAUCAAAACAUUGAUAUGGGAUCAAGGCUUGUUUAUACAAGCUUGAGCAGAAUAGUAAACAAUUAUGUUAAAGCUGCUUGGAAUUGCAAAAAAUGUCAAAACAUUCAUGCUGUGUGUGCGAAAAAAGAAAUUGAAAUAGAUAUUAAAUUUGCUGGAGUAUCUAAGUACUCAAGUGAGAUUCCAAAAAAAUGUUGGCAAUGUAAUUAUCCUUUUAAAUCAGAACUAUUUUGUAAAAAAUGUCAAACCCUUCAAGAACCACCUGAUCAAAUGGAUUACUUUGAGAUUUUAGGAGCUAAAAAAAGUUUUGAUGUUGAUACCAAAGAAAUUCAACAGACAUUUAGAAAAAUGCAAAAUAUACUACAUCCUGAUAGAUUUGGAAAUAAAUCUGAUAAAGAAAAACAAUACUCUGAAUACUUAUCAUCAUUAUUAAAUAAAGCUUAUUCAACACUCACCAAUCCUUUAACUAGAGGUUUAUAUUUAUUAGAAUUAAAUAAUAUGUCUAUACCUGAGGGUAAGACUGAUUUAGAUCCCAAAUUUUUGAUGGAAAUUAUGGAAAAAAAUGAAGCAGUUGAGGAAGCUGCUAAUGAUCAAACUAAAAUUGUAGAUCUUGCAAAAGAAAAUAGAAAAACACUAGACACAUUAUCAAGGGAAGUCGCUGAAGCUUUUAAAAAUGACGACAUUCAAAAAGCACAACAUAUAUUACUUAAAAUGAAAUACUAUGCAAGUUUAGAUGAAAAAUUAAAAGCUCUAAAACGUAGUUUAGGUAUAAUGGAAUAGAAAAAUGUUAAAUAUUGUUACAUUUUAUGUAUAUAUGACUGGAAUUGA
Molecule: messenger RNA, 987 nt
Organism: Chelonus insularis
Lineage: Eukaryota; Metazoa; Arthropoda; Insecta; Hymenoptera; Braconidae
Gene: Hsc20
Product: iron-sulfur cluster co-chaperone protein HscB-like protein, mitochondrial
Exons: 4
Coding region: 178-939 (253 amino acids)
Biological process (GO): [2Fe-2S] cluster assembly; protein complex oligomerization
Cellular component (GO): mitochondrion
Molecular function (GO): ATPase activator activity; protein-folding chaperone binding
Source: RefSeq, a predicted model, not a curated record